AUGGAAGGCAAGAGGAAAUACCGUGGAGGAGCUGACAAACAUAGAGAGAGACAACGAAAAUUGCUCAAGAAAGAAGCUGGGAAGUGCAAAAACAUAUGUGAUAUGUUUUAUCACAGAUCUAGUAGUUCUAAAGAACAUCCAGUAGAUCAAGUAGUUCAACCAGAUGAUACUGAGAAACUUCCAGUAAAUCAAGUAGUUCAACCAGAUAAUACUGAGGAACAUUCAGUAGAUCGAGUAGUUCAACCAGAUAAUAGUAAUACUGAGGAACUUCCAGUAGAUCAAGUAGUUCAACCAGAUAUUAGUAAUACUGAGAUUGUAACUUCUAUGGUUCAAAACAAGUUAUUUGAGGAAAAUACUAUGUUUGAAAAUGAUCCUGUAAGGUUUAUUAAAAUUAAAUCAUGGACCCAUGAGUUACGAAAUAUGGUUCUGAAGUUAGGUCCCUGUCAGCCAAAUGAAUAUGAAUUGGAAAACAAAAGUUUUCCCAAAAAUACUUCAAACAGAAGUUUUCAUAGCUUUUGGUACUCAAGAAAAUUAAUUGUCAAUACCUAUGUGAAUCGGGAAUGGCUGACAUACUCUCCAAAGCUUGACAAAAUAUUUUGCUUGUAUUGUAUUCUUUAUUGUGCCAAAUCAAAUGAUGCUUGGAUAAAGAAUGGCUUAAACUACUGGAAAAACAGUCUAAUGUCCAUUAGUCAAGCAUGA
Messenger RNA from Acyrthosiphon pisum (pea aphid), 699 nucleotides. RefSeq names its product zinc finger MYM-type protein 5-like. Lineage: Eukaryota; Metazoa; Arthropoda; Insecta; Hemiptera; Aphididae. Bases 1 to 699 code for a protein of 232 amino acids. The transcript has 6 exons. The record is from RefSeq and is a predicted model, not a curated record.